AAGGGAAAUGGAUAGGUGUGAGAAGUUAUAAUAUAUUAAAAAGAAGAGAGAGAGAGAGAGAGAGAGCAAAGGCUAGAAUGGUGUGGGAUGAUGGGUGGAAUUGGAAUUGGAGGUGCAGAGAAUAAUUGAAAGUGAGAGUAAGAUGCAAUUGCUCUGCUCUCCUCUCUUUCUCAGCACAAAUACUUUCACUUCAAGUUACAGUGAUUGAUGGCUUCUGCUAGCCUUGGGAGUGGUGGAGUGGGGAGUUCCAGGUCCGUUAAUGGUGGCUUCAGGGGUUCAUCCAGUUCCGUCGAUUGGCUUGGCAGAGAGAUGCUUGAGAUGAGAUUGAGAGAUCACGAGGACGAUAGGGAUAGUGAGCCUGACAUCAUUGAUGGAGUGGGUGCGGAGACAGGACACGUGAUAAGAACCAGCAUUGGUGGCCGAAAUGGUCAAUCUAAGCAGAAUGUUAGUUAUAUUGCUGAACAUGUGGUUGGAACGGGCUCUUUUGGUGUUGUUUUUCAAGCAAAAUGUAGAGAGACGGGGGAGAUUGUAGCCAUCAAGAAGGUUCUCCAGGACAAGCGCUACAAGAAUAGAGAGUUACAAAUUAUGCAAAUGUUGGAUCAUCCAAAUAUUGUUGCCCUCAGGCAUUGUUUCUUUUCAACGACCGACAAAGAAGAACUUUACUUGAAUCUUGUGCUUGAAUAUGUUCCUGAAACGGUGAAUCGUAUUGCAAGGAACUAUAGCAGGAUUAACCAGCGAAUGCCUUUAAUAUAUGUAAAGCUUUAUACCUACCAGAUUUGCAGGGCCCUUGCUUAUAUCCAUAAUUGCAUUGGUAUAUGUCAUCGUGACAUCAAACCUCAGAACCUACUUGUGAACCCACACACUCAUCAGCUGAAACUAUGUGAUUUUGGGAGUGCAAAAGUAUUGGUGAAAGGAGAACCUAAUGUUUCUUACAUCUGUUCAAGAUACUAUCGUGCCCCGGAACUUAUAUUUGGGGCCACUGAAUAUACAACUGCCAUUGAUAUAUGGUCAACUGGCUGUGUAAUGGCUGAAUUACUUCUUGGGCAGCCCUUGUUUCCUGGAGAGAGUGGAGUUGAUCAACUAGUCGAAAUCAUCAAGGUUUUGGGAACUCCAACCAGGGAGGAGAUAAAGUGCAUGAAUCCAAAUUAUACUGAAUUUAAGUUUCCACAGAUAAAACCUCAUCCAUGGCACAAGGUCUUUCAGAAACGUUUACCCCCAGAAGCAGUGGACCUUGUCUGUAGGUUCUUUCAGUACUCUCCCAAUUUGAGAUGCACUGCAUUGGAAGCUUGCAUUCAUCCAUUCUUUGAUGAAUUGAGGGACCCAAACACCCGCCUUCCUAAUGGUCGCCCGCUUCCUCCACUGUUUAAUUUUAAACCUCAGGAACUUUCUGGUAUACCUCCUGAUGUGAUCAAUCGGCUUAUUCCGGAGCAUGCUCGUAAACAGAACUUAUUUAUGGCUUUGCACACCUAGCAUUUUCCCCUCACUUGUCGUCAUCUACUAGCAGGCUGUAAAUUAUCCGGUGCAUCUGAGACAACUCCACAGAAAGAGUUCCUAGGAUUAUAUUAUAUAUAGUACGAAAAGUUUUUUUUUUUUUUUUUUUGAAUUUAUUGUCAACGUUGUUGUUUUCUAUUCUUGCUCUGUAGACAACGUUUUCAUGUAUAUUUAUCUCGUACAUGUGCCAGCGGUUAUUCUAGGCCCUUUGUUACAAGUUGUAAGACGAUAGUAUUAGGUUAGACAAUAUAAGACAUGAUAGUAUAGUAUAAUUAAUAUACACUGUCUCAGUUUUUAUGCUAUACAUCGUUUGAUGUGUCUUGUAUGACUGAAUAAUUUAUCCUUGAUAGUAUUUGUUGUCC
Molecule: messenger RNA, 1853 nt
Organism: Abrus precatorius (Indian licorice)
Lineage: Eukaryota; Viridiplantae; Streptophyta; Magnoliopsida; Fabales; Fabaceae
Product: shaggy-related protein kinase kappa
Exons: 13
Coding region: 208-1470 (420 amino acids)
Biological process (GO): signal transduction; protein phosphorylation
Cellular component (GO): cytoplasm
Molecular function (GO): protein serine/threonine kinase activity; ATP binding
Source: RefSeq, a predicted model, not a curated record